GACCGAAACACUUGCGCGUAGGCGUUUUAAAAGGCUUGACUGAGGACCUGUCUGCGCCCCUGACCCUGAUUUUUAAUAAAUCUUGGAGUACUGAGGAUGUUCCUGAGGACUGGAUAACAGCUGAACCCACUAUAGCAGUGUUUAAAAAAAGUAGACGGAAUGAGCGCGUGGAAGUGAAGAUCGAGGUGGUGCUGCCGGAGAAGGAGCGCAUCAAAGAGGAGACGUCGCCCAACGGGAAGGCCAGCCCCAUCGUCUACAAGGCCAAUGGCACCUCACGACAUUACCAGCUGGAGGAGCACCCCGUCACCCUCAACCCCUACCGGAAUGUGAAGGACGUGGUGGAGGCCUCCGUUUGCCAUGUGAAGGACCUGGACAAUGGACAGAUGCGAGAAGUCGACCUGGGCUGUGGGAAGGCUCUGCUGGUGAAAGAACAUGGAGAGUUUUAUGCCAUGGGUCAUAAGUGUCCUCACUACGGUGCCCCACUGGUGAAAGGGGUCUUGUCCAAAGGCCGAAUCCGUUGCCCGUGGCAUGGGGCUUGCUUCAACAUCAGCACUGGUGAUAUUGAAGACUUCCCAGGGCUGGAUAGUCUCCCCAAAUUCCAGGUGAAAAUUGAGAAGGAAAAAGUGUACAUCCGAGCAAGCAAACAGGCUCUUCAAGCCCAGAAGCGGACGAAGGUGAUGGCGAAAUGCAUCUCCCUCAGCAACUACAGCAUCAGCAGCACCAACGUGCUCAUCAUUGGGGCAGGUCCUGCUGGGCUGGUGUGUGCAGAGACGCUGCGUCAAGAGGGCUUCUCGGACAGGAUUGUGAUGUGCACAAUCGAUCGACAUUUGCCCUACGACAGGCCCAAGCUGAGCAAGUCAAUGGAUUCCCACGCUGACCAGAUUGCUCUGCGUCCUAAAGAAUUCUUCCGCACGAACGACAUUGAGGUCCUGACCGAAAUGCAGGUGGUGGCUGUGGACGUCAAGAACAAGACCGCCAUUUUCAAGGAUGGAUUUAAGAUGGAGUAUAACAAGCUGCUGCUGGCAACGGGAAACACACCCAAAACGCUCAGCUGCAAAGGCAAGGAAGUGGAGAACGUCUUCACCAUCCGGACCGUGGAAGAUGCCAACCGGGUGGUCAAAGUGGCCACUGGCAAAAACGCCGUCGUGGUGGGAGCUUCUUUCCUUGGGAUGGAGGUGGCCGCCUACCUUUCGGAGAAGGCUCACUCGGUCUCGGUGGUGGAGCUGGAAGAAGUCCCUUUCAAGAGGUCCUUUGGGGAAAAGGUUGGGCGAGCCCUCAUGAAGAUGUUUGAAAACAACCGAGUGAAGUUCUACAUGCAGACUGAAGUGUCGGAACUGCGUGAACAGGAGGGCAAGCUAAAAGAGGUGGUGCUGAAGAGCGGCAAGGUUCUUCGGUCAGAUGUCUGUGUGAUCGGCGUAGGAGCCACGCCAGCCACCGGCUUUUUGAAGCAGAGCGGCGUUCAUCUGGACUCCAAAGGUUACAUCGUGGUGAACAAGAUGAUGCAGACCAACGUUCCAGGGGUUUUCGCUGCGGGCGACGCAGUCACUUUUCCUUUGGCACUGCGAAACCACAAGAAGACCAACGUUCCACACUGGCAGAUGGCCCACAUGCACGGGCGCAUAGCAGCACUGAACAUGCUGGCCUAUGGGACAGAAAUCAGCACCAUCCCUUACCUGUGGACCGCCAUGUUUGGCAAGAGCAUUCGCUAUGCAGGUCAUGGAGAAGGAUUUGAUGAUGUGAUUAUUCGGGGAGACCUAGACGAACUUAAAUUUGUAGCCUUUUACACAAAGAGCGACGAUGUGCUGGCCGUGGCGAGCAUGAACUACGAUCCGCUGGUCUCCAAGGUGGCCGAUGUCAUGGGCUCCGGCAGGAUCAUCCGCAAACGAGACGUGGAAACCGGAGACAUGUCCUGGCUGACGGGGAAAGGCUCCUAA
Protobothrops mucrosquamatus (brown spotted pit viper) is the source of this 1934-nucleotide messenger RNA. It is a transcript of the gene AIFM3, whose product is annotated as apoptosis inducing factor mitochondria associated 3. The transcript is spliced from 19 exons. Gene Ontology annotation, molecular function: 2 iron, 2 sulfur cluster binding; flavin adenine dinucleotide binding; oxidoreductase activity, acting on NAD(P)H. The record is from RefSeq and is a predicted model, not a curated record. Gene Ontology annotation, biological process: execution phase of apoptosis. Lineage: Eukaryota; Metazoa; Chordata; Lepidosauria; Squamata; Viperidae. Gene Ontology annotation, cellular component: mitochondrion; cytoplasm. The annotation marks the transcript as partial.